Messenger RNA from Neomonachus schauinslandi (Hawaiian monk seal), 1681 nucleotides. RefSeq names its product TNF receptor superfamily member 14 (gene TNFRSF14). Gene Ontology annotation, biological process: negative regulation of alpha-beta T cell proliferation; defense response to Gram-positive bacterium; positive regulation of cytokine production involved in immune response. Bases 313 to 1248 code for a protein of 311 amino acids. NCBI's taxonomy places the organism in Eukaryota, Metazoa, Chordata, Mammalia, Carnivora, Phocidae. Gene Ontology annotation, molecular function: protein binding. Gene Ontology annotation, cellular component: external side of plasma membrane. The transcript has 8 exons. The record is from RefSeq and is a predicted model, not a curated record.
CCCUCCACGAGCACUUCUGCUUUGCUGGGCAGCUCCUGCCUCCUGCGCAGCUGGCCCCGCACCCCUCUCCCGCCCGUCACUGUGGGGUCCUGUGGGGUCCUGGCCCCUGGCAGCCUGGCUCCCACAACGGCAGAUAUUGGGAGAGGGAACCGAGGCCAAGUUCCGAUCGGAAUAGCCUCCCCCAUUGGGCCACAGACAGUUUCUCUUUCCCUUUCCUUUUAGAGAAGGCAGGUUCCGGGUUGAGUGUGAGCUCGACCUGCUGGCGGGGGUCCUGGGACAGCGGCUGGGGAAUGAGGGGUCCUGAAGAGGGACAUGGAGCCUCUUCGAGGCUGGGAGCCGCCCCCCUGGAGCCUGACACCCAAGGCUGAUGCCCUGAGCCAGGCCCUGUACCUGCUCCUCCUGGGGUCCCUCCCCUGUGCCCUGGCCAUGGCCCCGUGCAAAGAGGAAGAGUAUCCAGUAGGGUCCGAAUGCUGUCCCAAGUGCAGCCCAGGUUACCGGGUGAAGGAGGCCUGUGGGGAGCUGACUGGCACGCUGUGUGUUCCCUGUGACCCCGGGACCUACACAGCCCACCUCAAUGGCCUGAGUGAGUGUCUGCAGUGCCGAGUGUGUGACCCAGCCAUGGGCCUGGUGACCAGGCAGAAGUGCUCCCGAAAAGAGAACACUGUGUGCGUCUGUGACCAGGGCCACUUCUGCAUCAGUGAGGAUGGGGACGACUGUGCCGAGUGCCGUCCGCACACGCCCUGCCAACCUGGCCAGAGGGUGCGGGCCAGAGGCACCGAGUGGCAUGACAGGAUGUGUGAAGACUGCCCUCCCGGGACCUUCUCGGCCAGUGGGGCCCUGGAGGAGUGUCAGCCCUGGAGCACGUGUAGUGGCCCUUUCCAGACACAAUCCGACCCUGGGACCAGCAGCUCAGAUGUCACAUGUUCGUCCUGGGGCCUUUAUGUUUUUGUGAGCAGUCUUGUCAUAGUGGGGCUCUGUGUCCUCACAAUCCUCGGGAUGAGGAUGAAAAAGAGACAGUCGCCUGGGAAAGCCACAGCGGGAGAAGCCAGGAGCUCGGGUCCCUCCAGCCCCCGUCACUGUGACAGUGUCUCUGUUUUGCAGGGGGACCCACCAAGGCGACAUUAUUUCACCAGGUCCUGCGGGCCCCACCAGAUGUCACCACGGUGGCUAUGGAGGAGACAGCGCCCGUGUCCCCCGGGAGGGAAUGACCCGCUCACGGAUCGAUGGCUCCAGGAGGCAGAUGUCUGAGCCAUCUUGGGCUGUGCCUGCUAGAAGCUGCCAGGCCCCCAGGGGCAGAAUGUGGACCGUCUCUGGGCUUGCUUCACACUCUACCCAGCACAGGAAGACUGGCCACUGCUCAGGGGGCUUUGGGGACCCCACAUGUCUCCCGUCCAUUUCAUGAGGGGCCCAGAGCCCUCUGCUCACCUCUGUGCUGUCCUCCUGAGGACAUGGUCAUAAGCCUCUCUUGGCUUCGAGCCCUGCUCACCCCCCAACCCUCAGAGCCUCAGCUUGUCCAUCUGUAGGAUGGGCCUGCUAGCACCUACCUCAUGGCUGAGGCGACACGGGACGGACCACAAAUGCGGCAUGAUAUGAAUGACCAUCAGGAAUGAUUUCUAAAUGGGAUUGGUUUGCUCAACAAAUCAAAAUUGUUUUUUAAUUUUUCAUUAAAAAGUAUACUUUA